AUGGCGAAAAUUAAAGACAACUCGGGGCCUCCACCCAUAUUUAAUGAAUUCGGUUUGCGCCGAAUUCUAUAUUUUAUCUUUCUGAUCCUGUGUAUGUCCGUAGUUGUGUACUCCGGUUCUCCGCGCAGCGACCGCAAAGGCUUUCAGCAUACACCAUCACAACUUUUUUAUUUUGAGGAUUCUGAAGUCGUCCUGUUUCUUGAUUAUGCCGGAAACGUUUAUCGAUCUACAAAUGAAGGUGGGACCUGGUUAUCGGUUUCUGGUGUCACCGAGAAAGCUGCAACCUUGGUUCAUCAUCCAUUUGAAAAGAAGGAUCGAGCCUUUAUUUUGACAUCGGGAAAUAAGCAUUAUCUGACGACUAACAAGGGAGAAACUUGGACUGAAUUCACGACUCCAAUUCCGCCGGCCCUAAAAGCAGGCGCUUUGUCUUUUCACGCAGAGAGACCUGGCUUAAUUUUAUUCAGAGGAACAAGAUGCUUAGAAAAUUCCGAUUGUAAUGAUGAGACAUAUUACACCGAUGAUAACUUUAGCAAUCUUAAAUUGAUUCUGAAAAAUACGGAUAAAUGUUUAUGGGCACGUUCCACGAAAGAAUCACAAGAAGCUCCGGUUUUUACGAUAUUCUGUAUUCAGUAUACUGCUUCUACAGAUGGAUCUAUGCGAAAAUGGAGUGAUUAUCGUUUGAUUAUGUCCGAGAAUUAUUUCGAUACAUCUAAAGAAGUGCCGUUUAAUAGCACUGAUGAACUGGCUGCAAUGGGUCUUGGCACUACUCAUGGAUAUUUGGUAGUUGCUGUUAAAAAUGUUAGAACAUAUGAUCUUGAAUUAUUCGUAUCAAAGGGAGGUCAGCAUUGGAAGAGAGCGAUAUUCCCGCUGAAUACAAAGUUUGAAAAAGAGAACGCAUAUACUAUAUUGCAAUCGGCCCCUUACCAUUUGGUGAUAGAUGUUCUUUCUUCAAAAACGAGGACUGGAAGAUUGUUUAUCUCAAAUUCAGACGGAGAAUAUUUUGUUGAUAGCUUGAAUCAUACAAACCGAAAUGUCGCGGGUUUUGUGGACUUCGAGAAAGUGCUAAGUGUCAACGGGAUUUUACUUGCAAAUGUUGUCGACAAUUGGCAUGAGGUAGAUGAUGGAAGUGCUAUUGCUAAAAGAAUCCGCUCAAAGAUCUCAUUUGAGGACGGCAAAAUCUCAUCUUGGAGGUAUAUUCAUCCCCCAGAAAAGAAUUAUGGGGGAAGUGAUUUUUAUUGCGCGGUUGAUAAGUGGGAAAGUGGUGAAUGCUCUUUACACCUUCACUCGGUUACUACCAAAAAAGUUUAUGGGCCGAUCUAUUCGUCAUCUGCCGCUCCUGGAUUUCUUAUGGGCGUUGGUAACGUCGGAUCAUAUCUUUUCCCUUAUGAACAAUGCGACACUUUCUUAUCAACAGAUGGAGGAAUCACCUGGAAAGUUGUUAAGCUCGGACCGAACAAAUAUGAAUUUGGUGACAUGGGUUCUUUGAUUGUCACGAUAGAUGAUAAGGUCCCCACUGACAAAAUUUGGUAUAGUACUGACUAUGGAGAAAGUUGGGAGUCAUUUGAUCUGGGACUGCAAUCAUUCAAAAUCCGUGCGCAUUUGCUCACGUCAGACCCCGAAUCAACAUCGCAAAAUUUUAUCCUUAUUGGCUCGACUGUGUCGGAACAAGGAAGCUUAAACCGUUAUUUUACAUUCAGGAUUAGUUUCAAAGAUUUACAUGAUAGGAUGUGUACUGAGAAUGAUUUUGAAGAUUGGCAAGCUCGUAAGAUUGAUGGGGAUCGUCAAGAUUGUUUGAUGGGACAAAAGACGACAUAUCGACGCAGAAAAAAAGACGCCAAAUGUUAUGUUGGAAAAGAUCAUGAACACAAAGAGUCAUCAACGUCGUGUCCAUGCGAUGACGAAGAUUACGAAUGCGAUCAUAAUUACAAGCUUAAUGACAAAGGCGAAUGUAUUGAGGUCAUCAAAGAUUAUGUGCCACCCGGGAAAUGCACCAAAGAGGGCGAGACGUAUAUGGCAUCUUCAGGGUAUCGAUUGGUUCCCGGAAAUCAAUGUAAUAGAGAUGCUUCGAGUUCAAAGAUUAAGGAUAUUCCAGUAGAUAAGAAGUGUACCAAAGACCAUAUCACGCCUGGAGGCAUUAAAACUCGUACUUCUUAUAAUAGCUUUGAUACACUCUAUUAUUUCAACGAUUCAUCUGUGAUAUUGGCCAAAGAUAUCACAGGUCGUGUUUAUCGAAGUAUCGACGACGGAGUUGAAUGGAAUCUCCUUUUCGAAGAUCGUAUUGCGCACAUUGUUUUACAUGAUCAUGAUAGUCAAAGGGCCUACCUAUUUACAGAGAAUAACAAGUUGAAGUAUACGUCCGAUCGUGGCAACGACUUCCGUGAAAUAACGCUCCCCCGGCAACCCAACAUUCUUGGUCGUCCCAUUCUCGAUUUUCAUCCUAACGACAUUGAAUGGCUUUUAUUUUUGGGAGGCAAUUCAGACCCUGUGUACUACACAGAAGCAUACUUUAGUAAGAAUAAUGGAGAAACCUGGAAUCUUGUUGAAACAUGGGCAGAAAAAUGUAUAUUUGGACGCGACACUGAUUUUAGUAAGCCAGAAGAACGAACCAUAUUUUGUUCAUCAUACAAUGACAAAAAUAAUACCAGAGGACAAGAUAGCUUGGGUGGCAAAUCGACAGAAGCAAAUCCGUUGCGACUAAUAUCCACGAAAGACUUCGGGAAGACAAUAGAAGUAAAGUUGUCGGGUCUUGUUGAAUAUUUUAUUUUCAAUAAGUACAUGGCUGCUGCAACGGAAAAAAAUAGUCAACUAGGCCUGUACAUUUCUGUAGAUGGCGUUGUUUUCAAAGAAUCUAAAUUUCCUCCAGAUGUUAAAGUAGAUAAAAAGGCAUACACCCUUUUACAAUCAGACACAGGUUCUGUAUUUCUCGACGCGUAUCAAUCGUUUGAUUAUAAUGCCGAAUACGGCUCCUUGUUCAAAUCAAAUGGGGACGGAUCAUUCUUUUCCUUAAGUCUGGAAAAUACCAACCGUAAUGGUUAUGGUAAUGUCGAUUUUGAAAAAGUUCAGGGCAUGGGUGGUAUAAUAUUGGCCAACGUUGUGAGCAAUACUCAGGAAUUAAAGAGAGGCGCCAGCAAGAAAAUUGCUACAAUGAUAAGCUUUGAUGACGGGUCCACAUGGGAGCGAUUAAAAAUGCACAGCAACCAAGACGGCUACCUAAAUUUGCAUGGACGGACGGAUAUCAGAAGAUCUGGCGGUGUUUUUAGUAAAAGAUCAGCAGUCGGAUUAUUGAUAGGUGUAGGGAACGAGGGUGAAUAUCUGUUGCCAUACGAACAAUCCAAGACUUACAUGAGUCGUGACGCCGGUCGUACCUGGACUCAAAUUCGAUCUGGUGAAAGCUUGUACGAAUUUGCAGAUCAAGGCACUUUAAUGGCCGUAGUAGAUGACGAGGGUCCCACAAAUAAAUUGAACUGGGACUAUGGAAAACAUUGGAAGGAGUACAUUUUCAAUGAACGAUAUCUUGUUCGUGUGCUUGAUAUCACCGCCAAUCCUAAAUCUACCAGCAUGAAGUUUUUAUUAACCGGACUUCAAAUUUCGUCCGACCAAAGUGAAGUCAAAUCAGUGAAUAUUAAUGUCGACUUUACGCAAUUAGAGAAAAGAACAUGUCAAUCCGAUGAUUUUGAACGAUGGAAUCCAAUGGACGGUACUUCUAACGAAUGUUUCUUGGGCCAAGAGAUAAAAUAUUUGAGACGCAAAGCUGAUAGAGAGUGUAAAAUUGAGGAUUCCACUGUUGAUUUGAAACCCGUGGUUGAAAGGAAUUGUAAAUGCACCGAGAAAGAUUUCGAAUGCGAUUUCAAUUACUUCCGUGAAGACGGAAAAUGCAAGACGUUUGUUCAGGAUCCUGAUCGUCCACAUGAUUGUGUUGGCUCAUACUUUGGCAGGUCUGGUUAUCGUAAGAUUUCCGAAUCUAAAUGUGAGGGCGGAGAGAAUCUCGAGGAAAAAGUUGAAAAAAGUUGUGACCUUACAACUAAUGACAUCAUCAUAAAAACGCAAGUAUUUGAUUCACGUAUUGCCAAUUACUUAUAUUUCAACGGGACUGAUACCCUGGUAGCUCGUACCGAAGAUGGCGAAGUCUGGCGAAGCAACGAUCAAGGAUAUUCUUGGAUAAUUAUACCAGAACUUGCUAGUGUCAAGAUUCUUGCAAUGUUCCAAAACACUUAUUUUGACCGUUAUGUUUAUUUCAUUACGCUGAGUAAAACUCAUUAUUAUUCAGAUAACGCGGCCCAGAGUGUUACAAAAAUGGAUGUACCGAUGGAACCCAAUCUCCUCGAUCUACCAAUCCUUGACUACCAUCCCGAGCAUGCAGAUUGGCUUAUAUACACUGCAAGUUCGAAUUGCGAGCGAAUAUUUUCUUCGGACUGCCAUUCAGUGGCUUACUACACGAAAGAUAACGGGAAGAAUUGGCAGGAGAUGAUCGAUUAUGUUGGAAAAUGCACGUGGGCAAGAGAUAAAAAAUUCAGAGUGGACGAGAACUUGAUCUUCUGCGAGUCGUAUCUUCACAAGUCUGGUUCACAAAGAUCGUUCUACAACAACCCACUUCAGUUCUGUAUCUCAAAAGACUUUUUCAAGAAAUCAGAUUGUAAGGUUGGAAAUAUUAUUGGAUUCGUAACAUUUGAGGAAUACAUUGUUGUCGCAGAGCUGUUGCCCUCCGGUGACAUUCUCAAUCUUCUGGUCUCGAUGGACGGUGAAACAUUCGCCAGUGCACAAUUCCCACCUAAUAUGAAAAUUACUAGAAGAGCGUUUACGAUUUUGGAGUCUACCACUCACUCCAUAAUACUUCAUGUUACUACAUCAUCCAGAAACAUCUGGGGUAAUGUAUUGAAAUCAAACUCUAACGGAACCUAUUAUUCUUUGUCAUUGGAGUAUGCGUAUCGAGAUGAACGAGGAUAUGUUGAUUAUGAAAAAAUGCAUGGUAUUGAUGGUAUCGCCAUGGCAAACAAAAUUAUAAAUCCUAGCGAGGUUAACAUGGGUGGUUCUAGAAAACUUGUGUCGAUGAUUACUUUUAAUGAUGGAGGCACGUGGAGACGAUUGAAAAGUCCUAAAUAUGAUUCCAAUGGCAAAUCAUACGAUUGUGACGAUGAUAAUUGCUCUUUACACCUUCAUAGUUAUACCGAACGAAGGGAUCCCCGUGAUUCUUUCAGUUCCUCAUCGGCUGUGGGUUUGAUGAUUGGUGUAGGAAAUGUUGGUACUCAUUUAACCUCAUACUUGGACGGUGAUACUUUCUUGACCCGUGACGCAGGAAUGACUUGGAAAGAAGUUAGGAAGGGCGCAUACAUGCAUGAAUUUGGAGAUCAAGGUUCUAUUUUGGUAAUGGUCGAAGAUGAAAAGCCAACAGAUCAUAUAUUGUAUUCUUUCAACGAGGGUAAUUCGUGGUCAGAAAAACAGUUCACUAUACCGACGGAACCUAUAAAAGUUCAUGAUAUUGCAACAAUGCCUGGAGGUAUCAGUAACAAAUUCCUCUUACGAGGUCGUUAUGAAGGCGAUUUCAACAGGGAAGUCGUAGUAUUCAUCGAUUUCAAGGGUGUAUUGCCAAGGACCUGUAAGUUGGACCUUAAUAAUCCAGGCCAUGAUGAUUUCGAAUUAUGGUCGCCUACUCAUAACGAAGGGUUUGAGUGUUUGUUCGGUCGUAUGACAAGCUAUCACCGAAGAAACCUCGAUAGGAAUUGUACCGUUGGCGAAAAGCUAAUACAACCCAAAGAAAUUACUCGGAAUUGCACAUGCAAUGAGCACGAUUUUGAAUGUGAUUACAAUUACAUGCGCGUUAACAACGGCUCUUGUGAACUUGUACCGGAAGCCGAACCUUUGUCACGCAGUGUUAGCGAACAGUGUGCUAAUGGUGAAGAAUAUUACUAUGAUAUAUCUGGGUAUCGUAAAAUAAAUGGUAAUACAUGUAAAGGUGACGAAGAGAAGUUCAUGGGUACCAAACACAUUUGUCCUAGUCCUGGUCGUUCUGCUCUUUUCUGGGUCCUGCUAGUCCUUUCUCCAUUUGUUAUUGUGGGAAUCUUUACCGCGUGUGUUAUUUACAGACGACAAGAUCGAUUUGGAUAUUCAUUGGGGUUGGUAUUUUCAGAUACUAUCAAGCUUAAUGUUGCAUAUACUGUGCUUUUUUACCAUGAAUCUGUUUCGCAUAGUCGGAUCCGUCUUGGAGGUUCGCAAUCGUUCUUGUCUUCUAUUCCAUCGACCAUUGCGGAUGUUAUUUCUUCUAUAAGAAUCCCAGCAUUUGUUUCACGUGCAUUUUCGAGGAUCCUUCCAGGAAGAAGAAGAUAUCAAUACACUCCUGUCGCUACUGAUGAUCCGCUUGAAGUUUCAUUGGAAAAUUACAACGAUAACGAAUGA
Molecule: messenger RNA, 6390 nt
Organism: Acaulospora morrowiae
Lineage: Eukaryota; Fungi; Glomeromycota; Glomeromycetes; Diversisporales; Acaulosporaceae
Source: the annotation of a GenBank genome assembly